Molecule: messenger RNA, 1098 nt
Organism: Aspergillus tubingensis
Lineage: Eukaryota; Fungi; Ascomycota; Eurotiomycetes; Eurotiales; Aspergillaceae
Product: HET-domain-containing protein
Exons: 1
Coding region: 1-1098 (365 amino acids)
Source: RefSeq, a predicted model, not a curated record
AUGGUAGAGGAUUUCACAAAGAGGGAUCUCACCUGUGAGAGUGAUGUGCUUCGCGCAUUCGCAGGCGUUCUACACACGGGUUGGGGACAAGAGUGUUAUUAUGGACUACCCCUGAGAAUCUUCGGUAAUGCAAUUCUCUGGACGGCAGUGAACAAAAUUCAUCCCAGAAGGCAUGCAGCACCUGGUGAUGUGUUUCCCACCUGGUCGUGGUCUUCAAUUAAAGGACCCAUCGAGAUGUGUAAAGAAUUCCGGGUAUCCCUAGCAAUUUGGGCAAUCCCCUCUAGGUCGAGUCAUCAACUAGAUCUGCAAUUCAUCACAUAUAGUGUAUGGGACGCAGGUGAACUCGAGGAACCAAAGAAACUGGAGUCCGAGAACGAGGUUGACGAAGAGGAGAAAGUGUUAUGCUCAAUUGAAAUAAGACGAAGACUUGCUGUGAUGAUGGCCUGGAAGUGUGGAUGUUUCUCGGGGUCUUUGCCGAGUAUACUCAACAAUAGAGCCAUAUUGGAAGAUUACGAAAGUAUUCUUGGCAAAUGGAGAUCGCUUGCACAGCUUUAUGAAGAGGCUCAUGGAUUGUUAGGGGGUAACAUGCGUGAACAAGAUAUGAACGUGCGGUUUCCUUCAUAUAUGCGUCAAGGAUGUUCUUCUGGAUCCAUCUUGGUAUAUACGCAAUCACUGAAUGUCAACCACCUGAAUAUGGUUAAGAGAUAUUCGGGUAUUGUCGGCUGGGAGGCUCAGGAGGUGUUCGUUAUUGAAGUCGGCGAUUUCGUGGCCGAAAUAAUCGUUGGCUCACUCAACAUGGAACGAAUCAACCUUGUUCAACAAACAAACCCCAGUUCUCACUUUACCUUUCUCGCUCUCUCUGUCAAACCCAAUUGUUGUGCCAUGCCUUUGUGUAUCCAUGCGAUACCGCCAGAGCACGUUACGUGGGAUGAUUCUGCGUAUUCAAGUACGAUUCACAAUAUUUUCAAACCCCCCGUAGUUGAACUCAUGCUCGUGGAGACGGAAAACGGCGUUAGUCGGCGUGUUGGGCUGGCAUGGACCUAUCUAAAGCGUUGGAUAGAUCAGAACCGUCAGUUCCGUACAUUUCACCUUGUGUAG